This is a messenger RNA of Spodoptera frugiperda (fall armyworm), 5041 nucleotides long. RefSeq names its product potassium/sodium hyperpolarization-activated cyclic nucleotide-gated channel 2 (gene Ih). Gene Ontology annotation, cellular component: membrane. The coding region runs from base 790 to 3204 and encodes 804 amino acids. Gene Ontology annotation, molecular function: voltage-gated potassium channel activity. Lineage: Eukaryota; Metazoa; Arthropoda; Insecta; Lepidoptera; Noctuidae. Gene Ontology annotation, biological process: potassium ion transport; transmembrane transport. The transcript has 13 exons. The record is from RefSeq and is a predicted model, not a curated record.
GACCCGCCGCCAGUCGCGCCACAAGCCCCGGAGGGGCUGCACGUGUCCUCGCUCCCGCCGACCGACUUAUGUAACCAUCCGCACGGUGAGUCCGCAGCCUCCGUGCCCCUUCCUCCCCGACAUCGACCCCGCGACUCGAACCCACGCGCUCUGUCACACGGCCGCCCUCCGCGGAGCGAGCCACCGCGCGACUGAUAACCCUCGGAUACUCUCGUACGUUGUGCUUAACCGUCAGCUGAGAGGUGACAUAAUCGAUGCAGUAAGUACCGGUGUCCGGUGAGUGCGAGUAUUCGCGGAAUGCAGAUUCAACAACGGGCAGCUACACUAACCUCACAAAAUUACAAAUUAAGAAAUAAUUUAGUUUAGUAUAAUUAUCGAAUAAACGACGAAGCGCCUUCAAUUUUCCAAUUACGCAUUAGUUAGCUUAAUUAGAAGAUAAGAUAGUGUAGUCAAGUGGGUUGUGGUUGUGAGGCGCGUGUCGUGUCGCGCGCGUCGGUCGCUGGUGUCGCGGGGAUCAAUGCGUGUGUGUGCGGCGCGCGUGGGCCGGCAGACGGCGUGAGAGAGUCGCGCGCACGUGCGCGUCGGGUCGGCAAGAUUGAGGUGGUGGCCGGGUGCGGGUGGGGCAGGCGCGCGCGCGUGCGGCCGCUGCACGCGCUGGGCCGCGCGGCCGGCAUGUUGGCCUCGCAGCGCUCGCAGUCCUGCAACGAGGAGGGCGCGUUCUUCGGGGCGCGCGCGCUGCGCCGGCCGCGCGGCAAGGGCAGCGGCAGCCCGACCUGCUAGGGGUACGCCAUGUCGCUGCGCAGCCUGCACCGGCGGCUAUCAUCCGCCAAUAACACAUGCGAUGAUGGUGGAGGCGGCGCGGCGACAGGCACGGGCGGGCGUGCGGCGUCGCUGCGGCUGGCGAACGGGCGCGUGGCGGCUCAGUCGGCCGAGCAGCUGCCGCACUCGCCGGCCGACUGCGCGUCCGUGCGCAUUUCCAUGGACAACACCAACACAUGCUGCACCGACUCGCUCGUCACCGCCCUCGACGACGAGACAUUGCUGCUAGGCGACGCCGAUAUGUCGCUGAAGCAGGGCAGCGGCACCGGCAAAGUCCAUUUCGGUGGUUUGGACGAUGUGUCCUUGUACGGCACGCCAGUGGAACCAGCGCCGCCGGCGACGGACGCCAAGCAAGGCUUCCUGCGAAACCAGCUGCAGGCACUCUUCCAACCCACCGACAACAAACUAGCCAUGAAACUCUUCGGCUCCAAGAAGGCGCUGAUGAAGGAGCGCAUCAGGCAGAAAGCAGCAGGACACUGGGUUAUACAUCCGUGCAGUAGUUUCAGAUUCUAUUGGGACCUGUGUAUGUUACUACUGCUCGUGGCCAACCUCAUCAUCCUGCCUGUUGCCAUCUCCUUCUUCAACGAUGACCUCAGCACGCGCUGGAUCGCCUUCAACUGUCUUUCCGACACCAUAUUUCUUAUAGAUAUCGUUGUUAAUUUUAGAACAGGAAUAAUGCAGCAAGAUAAUGCAGAACAAGUGAUAUUAGAUCCCAAGUUAAUAGCGAAGCACUAUUUGAGGACAUGGUUCUUCCUUGACCUCAUCUCUAGUAUACCACUAGAUUAUAUAUUUUUGAUCUUCAAUCAGGUAAACGACUUUAGUGAAAGCUUUCAAAUUCUUCACGCGGGUCGUGCACUAAGGAUACUUCGGUUAGCAAAACUUCUAUCUCUGGUGCGGUUGUUGCGGCUCUCCAGGCUCGUCCGAUAUGUAUCACAAUGGGAGGAAGUAUAUAUGAGCCCCGCCCCGCAGCCGCGCGACGAGCCGGGCGACGCGGACGGCGGCUCGCGCGACCUCGCCUCGCAGAUCUUGCAGAAUCUUCAAAAAAAGCGCACGGAACGGAGGGGACGUCUCAGCUCCGACGUUGCCAACAAAAAGAAGGGUGACACCAAAAGCAAUCUAAUCUUUAAGUUCCUCAACAUGGCAUCCGUUUUCAUGCGGAUAUUCAACUUGAUCUGCAUGAUGUUAUUGAUCGGACAUUGGUCCGGUUGUCUACAGUUCCUCGUUCCUAUGCUGCAAGGAUUCCCACCAAACUCUUGGGUUGCAAUAAACGAACUACAGGAAGCCUUUUGGUUAGAACAGUACUCGUGGGCGCUGUUCAAAGCCAUGUCACAUAUGCUGUGCAUCGGUUACGGCCGCUUCCCGCCGCAGUCGCUCACAGACAUGUGGCUCACCAUGCUCUCCAUGAUCUCCGGAGCCACCUGUUAUGCCUUGUUCCUCGGUCACGCCACCAAUCUCAUCCAGAGUCUUGACUCCUCACGAAGACAGUACCGAGAAAAGGUGAAACAAGUGGAGGAGUACAUGGCGUACCGCAAGCUGCCUCGGGAGAUGCGUCAACGGAUCACGGAGUACUUCGAGCACCGCUACCAGGGCAAGUUCUUCGACGAGGAGCUGAUCCUGGGCGAGCUGAGCGAGAAGCUCCGGGAGGACGUCAUCAACUACAACUGCCGAUCACUUGUCGCUUCAGUGCCAUUCUUUGCCAACGCCGACUCAAACUUCGUGUCCGACGUUGUGACCAAACUACGUUACGAAGUCUUCCAACCUGGUGAUAUCAUCAUUAAGGAAGGAACCAUCGGGAGCAAAAUGUAUUUCAUACAAGAAGGCAUCGUCGACAUCGUCAUGGCCAACGGUGAAGUGGCCACGAGUUUGUCAGACGGUUCCUACUUCGGCGAGAUCUGCCUCCUAACGAACGCUCGAAGAGUGGCCUCCGUCCGCGCCGAGACGUACUGCAAUUUAUUCUCCCUGUCAGUGGACCACUUCAACGCUGUGCUCGACCAGUACCCGCUCAUGCGACGGACCAUGGAGAGCGUGGCGGCCGAACGACUAAACAAAAUAGGGAAGAACCCCAACCUCGUGGCGCACCGGGAGGACGACACGACGUCGGAAGGCAACACCAUCAACGCCGUGGUGAACGCGCUGGCGGCCGAGGCCGAGCACGUGAGCCUGUCGGACGACAGCGUGGCGCGGCUGUCGGAGCGCUCGCUGGGGCUGGCGCUGCAGCCGCUGCAGGCGGCGUCGUGUCGCAUGGCGGGCGUGGCGCUGCCGGGGCUGGGCGUGGCGGGCGUGGCGCUGCCGCGGCCCAAGUCCGAGCACGACUUCAGCGCCGCCGCGCCGCUGUCGUCCGCGGCCGCCGCCUUCCACAAGUCGGACGCGGGCAUCGCGCCCUGACGCCGCACGCUGUGCUAGUGCGACAUAGCAAUACUAGGCUUAGUGCGAGCGUCCCGCGGCACGCUCGCUAGUUGUAGCGUAGACACGAGUAUUAUAGCUGCGACUUCGCCGGGCGGACUCCGCGCCGCCCGUUGAAUCUCAUUUUGUGAUCUUAUACUUAAUUCUCCUGUGUUAUAAUUUAGGUUAAAUUUUAUAUCAUUGACGCUGUGAGGAAUCGAAGAAUACGUGACGUAUUCCGAUUGUAUAGAUAUACCUGUUAUAUAUUGAAGAAUGAUACUAUUGAAUCUUUAUAGAGAUACCUUGCCAUUAAAAGAGAAAAUAAUUAUAUAGACUAGACUGAAAUGUAAAGAUAUCACUAUUUUAUGCUUUGUUGGCGUAUGACAUAGACCUCUAUUGUUGAUGCGGAAUAUUCGGUCGCGAAGUUAAGUAUGAAAGUUUAUAAACGUUCCUGAUUAUCACGAUUCAGAGAUUAUUAUAUUGGAAGCUGUUAUUGUAACGUGGGGUCGUGGGAGGUUACGAGUGGAGCCGGGCGAGGCGCGAGGGCGCAGGCCGGGCCUCCGCUGCACAAGCGACGCACAACUGAACAGAGCCUCACGCGCGAUUCCAAUAGCACACGGUUGCUUUCUUCAUUUAAUUAUAAGUAGUAUCUACCGAUAAUCGGCAUAAUUAGCGCAAACAAUUCUCUCAGUUUCUUAAGUAGAGGUGGAUCAGUAGCGCUUCGAAUCUUUUGAGAGUUUCUGUAUGUAAAUAUUGUAAUAUCGAGGUUUGCCUUAGCGCGGGUCGUGUGAGCGGAGUGUUAGCGGGCGUUCGUUCGAGCGGUCCAGUCAAUUAAUCCGAGCGCUCGCGUUGCGCGAUGGACGUCUCGGUUCUCGAUGCACUACUACACUUCAUACCUUGUUUUAAUUGUAGGUGAAAAUAAUUUAUUGUCGAUAGUGAUCAUUUCGUAGGAGUAAGUAGGCCGGAGCGUUAACAAAUUCGGACGAAUUACAUUAUGUGAUAGAGCAGCGGUCGGCUGCGCGGGCCCCGCGGCCGCCGGCUCGGCGACUCGUAGAUGGACCAGUAGAUAGACCGUUACGUGCAUGACACAUGAUCUCUCACUUGGAACUUAUCUAUCGUUUGACUCCUUCGAUAGCCACUUUAGUUACUUCUGGCAAUUACAAUGGCUUACCGCAAACGCUUAUACAUUUGAAUAACUGUAGCCUACCUUAGGUGUAUAAUUAUAAUGAGCAACAUAUCCUAGCGAGGCUCAGUCCGAUUAGUUUCUGUCGCCGAGCCGACGGCCGCGCCGGCGUCGCAACCUUUGGCACGAAUCAUCGUUGACUAAUUCUUAUAGUGUCAUGACAAUUUGUAAAGAUGGUUUUGCAAAUGUUGACUUUUUAGCCAAAAUAUAGGUAAUGAAUGACGAACCAAUACGCAGUAGCUUACUUGUAGAUGAACGCAGCCUAGUUCUCAGUUUUGGCGACUAACACCAAUACAUACUUUGUACUCGUAAGAUAUUUAUACAAUACAUUGGUCUUAGCAGAGUGACUAUCUGUCAAUUUAUCUACAAAGAGAAUAUAUUAUUGCGUUUCAUUCCCAGAAGCAUUUAUUUGUUGUUGUUUUAUCUACCUAACAUUACCGCUUUUGUAAAUUAUAUAAAUUUUAUAGAAGAGAUCUAUUUUUAUUGUGAAGUUGAUCUACUGGAUGUAAGUAAAGAACCUAUAUGAAAUUUAUUUCUUUUAAUCUGAACUGUUAUUUGUUACAUAUUUUAAUAAUUUCUGGUAACUAUUGUCACCAAAAGUGCUCAUCGCUGUCAAGAAAAUUAGAGAAAAAAUGCAUUAAAGAAUGAAGAAAUCCG